CUCUGUAUUUGAGAUCUUACACUGAAUUACUCAUCGUAGAUUUUGCAGCGAUGGCGAGCUUGAACAAGAAGCAAGAUGGGCCAGCCCUAGGAGCAAAAGCAAAAAGACGGCCUGCUGUGUCUUCACUUGAGUAUGUUGGGUUGGUCGCAUUUUUCGUCCUCCCAUUCUUCCUACAAGCCAUCUGGUCAGGUCAAAUCCAACAAUGGAUCUCUCCGUUACUACGAACCAAAAUCUCCGCUCCCUCUCAAAACGCAACUGAAGACAUCGACCCAUCAUCGCCUUCCCUCCUCGAAGCCUGCCACACCCACACAUACAACACCGAGAUCGUCUCCCUUGAUCCCCUCCUAAUCUACAUCAACAACUUCACCAGCUCCGCCGAAGCAGAAGCCCUCAUAAAACUCGGUGCCCCAGAAUUCGUCGACUCGUACAUCGCCCGCUCUAACGGCGCCAACCAAAAAGUCUCAGGCCGAACCUCACAAUCCGCACCCCUCGAUGACGACCACCCCCUCGUAGCAUGCAUCCUCGCGCGUGCGCGCCGCUUCCUAGGCUCCAUGUUGCUCCCCUCCGAGCCCUUUAGCCUCCCGCAGCUUGUCCGCUACCACGCGUCCCAGCGCUACGAUCUCCACACCGACUUCUGGCCCACGCACCAACUCAUGAAAGACGGCAGCGGAAGGCGAUAUAAUCGACCCGCGAGCUUUUUUGUCUUCCUGCGCGCGAAUUGCACCGGAGGUGAGACAUGGUUUCCGAACGUCGAUGUUUUGGACGGAGAUGGUGAUAGGAGUGAGAGUGUGGAGGGGCUGUUUGGCGGGAAGAUUGGGAAGGCGACGGAGAGAGGCAAGGAGAAGGGAGUUGUGUUUAUGCCUAUCGUGGGGAAUGCCCUGUUUUGGGUUAAUAUUGAUGGGAAAGGGAAGGGGGAUCGGAGGAUGUUGCAUUCGGGGUUACCCGUGGGUGAGGGGGAGAAGAUUGGGAUGAAUUUGUGGCCGAGGAAGUUUUAUUAGGGGCGGAGCGGUGAUUGUAUGAGAUAACUUGGGUUGAUAGGAGGGAUUUCGUAGACAUAAUGCGAGGUGUUGAGGUUUGGAUUAGGUUGUCUUCUUCUGCGGGGUGCUUCAUUUCAUAUUUCGUACUGACCUGAUUUACAUCAAUAUACUGUCUUUUAUC
Periconia digitata is the source of this 1158-nucleotide messenger RNA. Lineage: Eukaryota; Fungi; Ascomycota; Dothideomycetes; Pleosporales; Periconiaceae. The record is from the annotation of a GenBank genome assembly.